CAGAGGCAGUAUGUCGGAGGGGGUGGGGACAUUCCGCAUGAUUCCUGAAGAGGAGCAGGACCUCCGGGCCCAGCUGGAGCAGCUCACAACCAAGGACCAUGGGCCUGUCUUUGGCAAGUGCAGCCAGCUGCCUCGCCACACCUUGCAGAAGGCCAAGGACGAGCUGAACGAGAGGGAGGAGACCCGGGAGGAGGUGGUGCGAGAGCUGCAGGAGAUGGUGCGGGAGCAGGCGGCCUCUGGGGAGGAGCUGGCCCUGGCGGUGGCCGAGAGAGUGCAGGGAAGGGACAGUACCUUCUUCCUGCGUUUCAUCCGUGCCCGCAAAUUCGAUGUGGGCCGUGCCUAUGAGCUGCUCAAAGGCUAUGUGCACUUCCGGCUGCAGUACCCUGAGCUCUUCGAUGGCCUCUCCCUGGAGGCUGUCCGCUGCACCAUCGAGGCUGGCUACCCUGGUGUCCUCUCCAGUCGGGACAAGUUUGGCCGAGCGAUUAUGCUCUUCAACGUCGAGAACUGGCACUGUGAAGAGGUCACCUUUGAUGAGAUCCUGCAGGCAUAUUGCUUCAUCUUGGAAAAGCUACUGGAAAAUGAGGAAACUCAAAUUAACGGUUUCUGCAUCAUUGAGAACUUUAAAGGCUUCACCAUGCAGCAGGCUGCUGGGCUGCGGACCUCAGACCUUAGGAAGAUGGUGGACAUGCUCCAGGACUCCUUCCCAGCCCGGUUCAAAGCCAUCCACUUCAUCCACCAGCCGUGGUACUUCACCACCACCUACAAUGUCGUCAAGCCCUUCUUGAAGAGCAAACUUCUUCAGAGGGUCUAUGUCCACGGAGAUGACCUCUCUGGCUUCUUCCAGGAGAUUGACAAGACCAUCCUGCCUGCUGACUUUGGGGGCACUCUGCCCAAGUAUGACGGCAAGGUCACUGCAGAGCAGCUCUUUGGUCCCCGGGCCGCAGCUGAGAACACAGUGUUAUGAGAACAUGUCCUGCCAUUGGAACUGUAGCUAGCUCCCCUGGCCUCUGCUCGGCUGUCCUGGACCCAAGGCUGGA
Molecule: messenger RNA, 1037 nt
Organism: Castor canadensis (American beaver)
Lineage: Eukaryota; Metazoa; Chordata; Mammalia; Rodentia; Castoridae
Gene: Rlbp1
Product: retinaldehyde binding protein 1
Cellular component (GO): membrane
Molecular function (GO): phosphatidylinositol bisphosphate binding
Source: RefSeq, a predicted model, not a curated record